GGCCGGUGCUGCCGCCCACGCCACUGGCGGCCGCGGGCAACAGCGGCUCGGGUGCCGUACAGGCGGUGUCGCGGAAGGUGUACCGGCAGCUGAGACGCGCCUUCUCGCAGUGGCCUCCAAGCUCCCCCACCUCCCUCACGCCGCUCAUUUCCCUCUGGCUUUCCGUCAUCGCCCCCUGGUGCCCGCUCUUCGCGCACACGCGCAAAACGGCAAUCGCUGACGUCUCCGGGGGCCACGGUGCCAGCGGCGCCGCCACCUCUCACCCCGCCAACGGAGCCUCUGGCGGCGCCGGCGGCGGCGGUGCUAACGGCAUCGGCAGCGGCUCCCUCGGCUCCGGCCACCACCACCACCAUCCGCACCUCAACCUGCAGCAUGCGCUGGACGCCGCCGGGCCGCUGGGUACGGCAGCGGCGGCGGCGGCGGGAGUGAUGGAGGCCACUGCCGCCAAGCUGCACUUUGGAAGCGGGGGCGGCAGGGAGCGGGAUCUGACGGGGGCCACGUCCCGGGAGCUGCUGUCACAGUACACCUACACCCCUGCCUGGCGGAGUCACGUGCUAGCGCACCUGCCCUUCUACUUGCAGCUGAUUCCGCAGUUCGUAUCGCUCUCGCUGUCUCGCCUCAAGUACCGUCCUGACGUGGCGCUCCGGGAUCUGGAUCGCGUGCUUGCCGUACUGGCGGCGGCGGGGCCGGAGCUGCUGCGGGAGCUGAGGGUGGCGGAGGUGUCGUACAAUGCGUUUGCCCGGCCGGCGGCGGCGGGCGGGCGGCGGCGCAGCGAGGGGGAGAUGGGGGAACUGGCGCCCUGGUGGCUAGAGCAGGUCCAGGACUUUGAGGCGGCCGCUGCCUCCGGCUCCUCGUCCCCCGGCGCCGUACAGCCUGACGUGGCGGGCCGGCUGUUCACCACCGACUCCUCGGGCGCCGCCUAUAUGACCUGCCUGCUGCUGAGGAGCGCAGAGACGCUGGGCCAGCCGGAGCUGGUUGCCGCGUUGCGCCAGUCGGCCAGCGCGGUGCUGCCGCUGGAGGCCAUCCUGCCGGCAGCGGUGGCAGAGCAGCCGCGGCAGCAGGAGGGCGCGUUCGGGGCAGCCGGCGCCAGCCGCUUCCCGAGAGCAGGCCGCUGGAGCUCCCUGUGGCCCUCCCUGGUGCAGCAGGACCCGCGCCUCGCCGACCCGCGCCGGCUCUGGCUGCAUGUCUACCGCAGCGGCGGGGGCCCCGGCGGGCGGCAGCACGACCCGCUGCUGCGCCCCAUCGCAUCCAACGAGGUGUCCUUCCUGGUGCGGCCGCUGGUGCGCGCCUCGGCACGGGUGAAUGCGGCGCUGGGGCUGGAUGUGCCGUACAGGCCGGGCGAGGAAGAGGAGGAGCCGCCGGAGCACCUGGGGCAGUUGGCGCUGCUGUGGGCGAGGAAGCGGGGGUACAGGGUGAACCUGCGUAUCUUUGCGGAGAUCCAAACGCUGGUGUGGCUGCUGCUGCUGGUGCUGCUGGGGUACGGCAUGAUGCGCGUGCUGGCGGCAACGGGAGGGGCGGCAACG
Molecule: messenger RNA, 1523 nt
Organism: Astrephomene gubernaculifera
Lineage: Eukaryota; Viridiplantae; Chlorophyta; Chlorophyceae; Chlamydomonadales; Astrephomenaceae
Source: the annotation of a GenBank genome assembly